Rotaria sordida is the source of this 1149-nucleotide messenger RNA. Lineage: Eukaryota; Metazoa; Rotifera; Eurotatoria; Philodinida; Philodinidae. The record is from the annotation of a GenBank genome assembly.
AUGAUUAAUGAUAAUGAUGAUGAUGUACCUUUAUUAAAUGAUAAUGAUGAUAAUGAACAAUUCAUAACAGAAGAAGAUAGUCAACCAAAUGUUGAAGCAGUUUUUGUCGUUACUUUUGAUGUUAAAUAUGGUAAUAUAAUUGAAUUUCAAAUGCCAGAAAAAGAACAUAUGUUACUAAGUGGUGUGGAAUAUAAAGCAAUACCAAGUGGAUCCCAUCAUAUUAAUCAAGAUUUUGUAUAUUUUCGUCAUGAAAAUAAAUAUGGAUUGGCUUGUUUAGCUCGAGCAGAUAUUACAAAUGAUGAUGAUGGAUCAGCUUUGUCAGUAAUCGAUCAAUCACAGCGUGGUAUGCGGAUUAAAUCUGUUGGUAUUUUAACUUCAUCUAUUAUACAUAUUCAAUCAUAUCUUUCUCUUUUACAAACUGAAGCUAGAAUUUAUCUGAGUCAAGCAUCAGCCAAUUAUGAUGGUUUAAAACGACUUCUUAUAAGACAGGAACAACCAAUAUCAGUUCCUGCUUCUAUUUAUGACUCUUUAUUCGCUCAAUUUAUUCAACAAUUUGGUGCAUCUAUCUUUCCACUUUCAAGGUUAAUCCUGCUUGGCAAACGUAUUUUAUUUUACUCACGUUCACCUAUUGGACCUCUUUGUAAUGCAGUUUAUUUUACUCAUAUUAUUAAUCAAUCGGUAAAUCCACUUUUUUUAAUCACUAUUGCGGAUUUAUCAAUGCUCAAUAAUGAACAAUCUUAUAUUGGUUGUACAACAGAAAGAAUUUUUAAAGAAAAAACACAUAUUUAUGAUGUAUUUAUUGAUUGUGAUAAUCAAAUUGUUUUCCAUACAAAUGAUUCAAUUUUACAGUCCAUUGUUAAAAUAACACGUCACGAUUAUAAUCGCUUAAAAAAGACCUUGACUUUGAAUUCUUUUAUUAAUAUUGGUAAUCAUUUAUCUCGAUUAUUGAAUCAAUUAUCUCAAUCAAAUGAUAAUAAACAAAUGACUAAAGAAAAUUUUCAUUCUAUUGAUCUUCAUCAACAUUAUGAUCGUUUAUUUCUUAAUGAAUAUAUUCGAAUACAUCAUAUUCCAAAUGUGACUAUACGUAAUCCAAGCUCAAUAUUUUUUCCUGUUUCACCUUGUUGUUCUUGUUGUCUGGAUUUCAAUUGA